Ramularia collo-cygni is the source of this 798-nucleotide messenger RNA. RefSeq names its product related to dehydrogenase. The record is from RefSeq and is a predicted model, not a curated record. Lineage: Eukaryota; Fungi; Ascomycota; Dothideomycetes; Mycosphaerellales; Mycosphaerellaceae. Bases 1 to 798 code for a protein of 265 amino acids. The transcript is spliced from 4 exons.
AUGUCACUACAAAACUUACCUGGUGUGGCUUUGAUCACAGGUGCAGCGUCUGGGAUCGGCAGAGGUACUGCUUUCGCUUUCGCCAAGAGUGGCUGCAAACGCAUGCUCGUAGGGRAUGUUGACGAAAACGGGCUGGAGUUGACACGUAAAACCAUUCUGGAAGAUCAGCCGGAUGUUGAAGUUGAGGUAGCACUCGUUGACAUAAGCGAUGAAGAUUCGGUGCAAGGCUUUAUCGAUCAUUGCGUCUCCAAAUUUGGCAGAAUCGACUAUGCAUGCAAUAUUGCAGGUAUCUGCCCGGCACGAGAGUCGAUUGCAGAGACAAGUGUGGAGACUUUUGACAGGGUCAUCAGUAUCAACACUCUCGGGACAUUCCUCUGUCAUAGAGCUGAGAUACGGCAGAUGCUGAAGCAAGACCCACUGCCAACGUCAAGAUUCAAAGGGUCGAUUGUUUCGGUAUCUUCCAUGGCAGGGAUCAACGCUUCUCCUGGUGUCACGCCGUAUAGCAGCAGUAAGUUUGCCAUCAUCGGCCAAGUGAAGACAGAUGCGAUGGACUAUGGCCCGCAAGGUCUUCGCGUCAACUCGGUGGGGCCAGGAUUCACCAAUACGGAACGUCUCCGGGCCAUGGCCAAUGAAGAGCAGCUAUCAGCCAUUGCCGGUAGUGUGCCCCUUAGUCAACUGGGUCUACCAGAGCAGGUUGGCCAAUCAAUGGCGUGGUUGUGCAGUGAGGAGGCAGGCUAUGUGAAUGGGAUCAACAUGAUGGUGGAUGGCGGCGCCACGCUUUGGCGACAAAUCAGCUAA